Drosophila grimshawi is the source of this 4395-nucleotide messenger RNA. It is a transcript of the gene Pcif1, whose product is annotated as mRNA (2'-O-methyladenosine-N(6)-)-methyltransferase. The transcript has 5 exons. Gene Ontology annotation, cellular component: nucleus. The record is from RefSeq and is a predicted model, not a curated record. Bases 162 to 3059 code for a protein of 965 amino acids. Lineage: Eukaryota; Metazoa; Arthropoda; Insecta; Diptera; Drosophilidae. Gene Ontology annotation, molecular function: RNA polymerase II C-terminal domain binding; mRNA (2'-O-methyladenosine-N6-)-methyltransferase activity.
ACACUUAGCUGGUGAAGUACUUCUGGAAGAAGUUUUUCAGGAAUUUAUUUGUAAAACAUAAAUAAAUCGUAUCAAUAAUUACGUACAUACGUUAUAAAUGUUUGAAAACACGUUGUGCGUGUUUUGUUUAAUAGGAUAGUUGAAAAUAGAGAGCUCCUCAAAUGGCGGCCAACAAUAAUAAUAGUAAUAUGCACAAUUUGGGAGCACUGCAGGUGCCGAGUUCGGUGAUCUCCUCCACCGGCACCGUAGUGAAUCCCAUGAUGCAGGCGACCACUAGCGCCCAAAGUGCCUGGGAUCAGCUAACGGCGAGUGCAUCCAACAAUAUGACGCCAUCGCCAACAACGGCAACAGCAGCUGCAACAGCAGCAGCGGCAGCUGCAGCAACAACAGCAAUGACAACAGCAACAACAACAACAGGUACAGGAACAGCAGCUGGUAGCACGAUGGGACCAGAUACUGGAUCUGGACAUAUGAUGAGUGCAGGUAGCUCACCGGUGUCCAGCUGCUCAUCGCCAUCGACGCCGACAAAAUCAAAUCAUGCCGCGCCAACGCUGGAGGCAAUGGCGCAUACGCCGCAAGGUCCACCAACGCUGGGACCCGGCGGCUAUGGGGAGGAGCUCACCGCCGAGCUAGUGAAUCAGGGGUGGCGCAAGUUCUGGUCGAAGCGUGAGAAUCGGCCGUACUACUGGAACAAGGUAACCGGCGAAUCGCUGUGGGAAAUGCCUGGGGCGCGUCCCUUCGAUCCGCUCACGGAUCCGCUGGGCAUAUGCCAUGCUGGUGGCGGUGGCGUUGGUGGGCCAACGCCCAUGACGCCGCACCAGCAACAACAGCAUCAUCAUUUAAAGCGCCGGCCCUCGGAUGACAUGCACAUUCAUCCGCACCCGCAUCAUCAGCAGCUGCAACAACCUCACAUGGGUCAACAGCAUGGCGGUGGUCCACCAAUGAAAAAAUUUGUGCUUGCCGGCCCCUGGGAUCUGGAGGUGUGCACUAAUGCGGUGAUUGUUGAGCGGCCACCAACGUUACUGCCACAGCCGCAUCCGGAGAUUGAAGCAUUGCGCGCCGCCUCCUGCAUGAAGCUGAUCAAGACCUAUGAGGAUUUGUGCAUGCGCCGGGAGAACAUUAAAGCGCCGCGUGACUCCUUCAAUCGCUGGCUGAUGGAGCGCAAGGUCAUCGACACCGGCUGCGAUCCAUUGCUGCCCAGCAGCUGCCUGCCCGAAAUCUCCAGUUCCAUGUAUCGUGAGAUCAUGAACGAUAUACCCAUUAAGAUCAUCAAACCCAAAUUCACGGGCGAUGCACGCAAACAGCUCUCCCGUUACGCGGAGGCGGCCAAACAGAUCAUUGAGUCACGUUCGGCACCGGCUGAGUCCAAGAAGGUGGUCAAAUGGAAUGUGGAAGAUACAUUUCAAUGGUUGCGCCGAACGGUGGGCGCCAGCUACGAGGACUUCCAGGAUCGUUUGGCGCAUCUGAAGCGCCAAUGCGAACCGCAUUUGGUGGAGACCGUGAAGAGUUCGGUGGAAACGUUAUGCGUGAAGAUCUAUCAUCUGUCGGCGGAGCAUGCGCGAAAGAUACGUGAUCGCCAUUUGCAGCUGCUUAAGGAUCAUGGGAUACCGGAGCCAACGCCGCCACCGCCACCGCCGCACCUGAAGAAGGUCUGGUGCUAUCCAAUCCAGUUUGCGGUGCCCUCACCCAGAAUGCCGGCCAUCGAAUAUCUGCAGGAUCGCGAUCACAUGAUCAUCAAAUACACGCCCGCGUCGAUCAAUCAGCCAGAUGCUCAGUACAUCAACCUCACCUAUCUGCAGAAACUGGAGCAGCUCUAUCGCCACAAUUGUUUCGAUGACAAGAAAUUUGAUCUGUUCAUCGGGCGCGUCUGGUGUCUGCUCAAGCGAUAUCAGACAUUUUUGGGCAAUGCUCUCAACUCGUCGCAGGAGGCGGAGCUUACCCAGGCAUCGCUGCCAGUGCCCGCUUUCGAGUGCCUUCAUCGGCAUUUUGGUGUCAGCUUUGAAUGCUUUGCGUCGCCAUUCAAUUCCUAUUUUCGACAAUAUUGCUCAGCCUUUGCGGACACGGAUGCCUACUUUGGUUCCAGAGGGCCAUUUCUGGACUUUAAGCCAGUUUCCGGUUCCUUUCAAGUGAAUCCACCGCAAUGCGAGGAGCUAAUGGAUGCCUGUUUAAUACACAUUGAUAAACUGCUCACGGAUUCCAUGGAGCCGCUCAGCUUCAUUGUAUUUCUGCCAGAGUGGAAGAGCAUAUCCAAGCUGGAUGAGAGCAUGUACAAGCGUCGCUCCAUGGUGGUACUGGGCAUGGCGCACGAAUACAGACAUGGAUAUCAGCAUAUGCUACAGAAAUCCGAGGUGCUUAUCAAGUGCAUGCAAGGCACUCAAGUCGUUUGGCUGCAGAAUAGCGCCGGCUUUGCACGCUGGGGACCCAACGAGAUUCGUGUGGAGGCACUGCGUGAGGCGUUCCGGCCGCAACGUGAUCGUGAGCGUGAACGUGCCACUGUUGCUGCCGCAUCUGCCGCUGGCGGCAGCAACUCCAAUCAGCAGCAAUCGCCGCCAUCGUCAACAGUGGCAUCGACGGCCUCGUCAGCUGUUGCCACAUCAGCCACAACAGCCACGCCUUCCAUAGCAAAUAGUAUCAAUAGUAGCAGCAACAUCGGCAGCGGCAGUAGUAGCAGCACAUCAGCCGCCGUAACCGUAGCCAUUACAUCGAACAGCAUCGGCAGUCCGGCGUCAUCAACGUCUUCCGUGCUGACACCUCUGUCGCCGCACACGCCCACUGGGACACCAUCGCAAUUCCCGUUGACCAUCAGCAAUACGAGCAGCAGCAGCAAUUUGGUCGCCGCCUCACCAACGAUGAGCGUUCAGAGCGAUUGCUCAUCACCCUCUUCAUCCACAAUGUCCCUGUCGCCAGCACCAGCCUCCGGCGGCUAUCCGGAUGGUGGAACGACGGCAACAGCGGCUGCUGUUAGCAUAACGGCCACAGCAGCGAGCACAUCUGCUGCAUCGGCGUUUGGACCAACAACUAGCAUUAACAGCACAGCCGUCAUCAAUUCGGCUGUUUAGAAUGAAUUUGGGGCGGGAGUUUUGUAUACCACUUGUCUUAUUUCUUUAAGCUGACAGCAGUGCACCAUGGGGCUAAGUACCAUUAUUUUGUUUCCUUCAUUUAGCGUUUAUAUGUUAGGCAUAGUUUUGAAAUAUCUCGAGGGUAUUCGCUGAUUGCUAAGAGUACAGCUGUAAUUCUAAAGUAGUUUUUAAAAUAGUUGUUUUCUUAUUGUGCUAAACUGCCAAGUUUCUAAAUUAGUUUUUAGAACACGUAUUCGCUCAGUUUUCAGUCGGUCUUCAACUCAAUUUCUUUUCGAUACUUGAGUCAAGUCGCUCUGUCCUCUCUGUGAAUUCCCUCGACAAUUUGAACUAAUUUUUACAAGUUUAAAAUUUAAAUAAUUGUACAUAUGUUUUUUAUCAAUUAUAAAUAGCUGAUACUUAACUACGGCCUGGCUGUUGUUUAUCUUUGCAAUUUACCCUAUAUAUAAAGGCCAAGUUACCCACAAGAAAAAUAAAAAAGAAAACACAGAUUAAGGUUUAGAUAUGCAUACAAAGUAUGGGUAGAAUGGGUUCCACGUAUCCUUGAUUAGGGUAACAUAUAAAAACUAACAAAUUGUUUUCAAAUUCUUUAAACAUUAUAUAGCAAACCCAUAUAUAUAUACAAAUACAAAAUGCACUGAGGAUCAAACAAUGUUUUUGAUUUGUCAUUCCGUGCUGCACCUUAACUUUAUAUACAAUAUAUAUGAGUAAGCCCCAAAACAAUCUUUUGUGAGACUAUAAACUUAUAAUAUAGGGUUAUAACUUAAAGCGAAACUAAUUUAUCGUAUGUACAAAUCGAUAAAAACAUUUAACUUAAGUAGUCGAAAAAAAAAUUAUUAACGGAUCGCGCAGAGAACCAAAUUUGUAAUAAAAGAAAAGAAAAAAAAAACAAAAAGAAAAACAUAAGCAACAACUACGCACCGCACAAUGAACCUAAUAUACCUUUUAUGGGAUUUGUCACAAUCGAUUCUAUUGGAAUGCUUAAACUCAAAUCGCUAUCCAGUUGUGGAUUGUGUUCGGUUGGGCUGCCAAUGGAAUUCAUCGUGAAGAGACCUAAUCAAUUUUAAUGGGAAUUUAGCCAAUUUAAUAGAAACGUAGCAAACAAAUUACUGGCAACUUUAGAUAAAAAAUAAAUUAUAUAUAUAAGUUCAAAACAAUAUCAUCUAAGCUGAACUGUUACAACACCCGGCCACCCCAUCACCCAUUUCCGAUACGAUUCGUUACCUUUUUUUUAAAAAGCCCAUUCACAUAAAACCACAAAAAAGAAAACCGGCGCUUUUGUCGCAUAGAUUAACAAAUCGCAUAAUUAAAGUUUCUU